This is a messenger RNA of Neoarius graeffei (lesser salmon catfish), 1863 nucleotides long. RefSeq lists its product as uncharacterized. The coding region runs from base 562 to 1791 and encodes 409 amino acids. NCBI's taxonomy places the organism in Eukaryota, Metazoa, Chordata, Actinopteri, Siluriformes, Ariidae. The record is from RefSeq and is a predicted model, not a curated record. The transcript has 11 exons.
CGAGCGUAUCCGCGUAUUGGUGUUGCUGUGUGCACGGCUAACGGUUUUAGUGUAAACGCGAAUCAUUUUAAGAACAUUAAUCUGAUGAUCCGCUGAUUCGACGUAAUGUAAACGUAGCCAUAGACACGAGUAAAUGAUAUAAGUAGGCCUAUAUAGGCUAAGUGAUAAUGGCAAGUAAACGAUAAGUAAAUGAUGAAAAAAGGAAUAAAACCAAUUUAGGUCUACUGUCUGAACUCAGCAAUAUUUGACCUUCUAUGAAAGUUUUUUUUUUUUUUUACAGUUUGUUGAUUUCAAGGCAUGAUUUAAAAAGAAGGGCAGGCCUAUUGCGAUGUCGUUGGAUGACCCAUGCUAUCCCAUAAUGCACCGUUGUUUACUGCAUGACGUCAUUUGCGUUACUGUACACUGGCUGCAGGUUAACUUCAACACUAGUUGGAACGCGACUCUCUUGUGGAUCGGCCUGCUGAUAGACGCUACUUUUUCAUUCAUCCCUGGACAUCUGACCACUACCACGACAUUCCCUCAAAAGGUACUGCAGUCAUUUAUUUCUUUAGGGGAGAGAAUAUGGCUUCUUAUUGGUCAAAAAGAAGACGUGUUUUGAAGGCUACUGAAAUGUUAGAAAGGCAGAUUCUGUCCGAUUUUGAGUCAGCUCUGCGUAAUCAUGCUCCUCCAGUGGGAGAAGUGGGAUGCUACUGGCCACCCUAUAGUGGCCAAAAAGCUGAGAAGGCCGCCAUGAACUCCAUCCCCCCGGGACAAGGAUGGCAAUUCCACCCAAAAAUCAGGGUGCUGACAACCUGUGCCACCUUUGCCAAAGCCAGGUCUUGCCUCAACCGAUCGCUGGAGGAAGGCUGCCUUACAGCAGACCUGCAGUCUGAUGGUGAGAUGGGGCCCAGGAAAAGACGUCCAAACAAAAGGUAUUUUGAGGAGGACAGCGAGGAGGAGGCACAACCAAGGCGUAAGGGGAGGAGGCCACCAUCUAUUGACGCCACUCAGCUGGACAGCGAGUGGCAAUUCCCCUCCCUUAAUGAAGACACCCAGUCAGCCAGUAGACACCCAGCCAGCCAGUUCCUUCACAGCCAGCCAUUAACUCAUGAUUCACUGCUGUCAGAAACCCCGCCAGGCCCCCUACAUCACAGUCAGCCACUAACCCAUGAUUCACCCCAGCCACGUCACCGCUUCCAUGCCACACCUCUGCCAUCCCAACAGGGGAACAAUGAGUUGCUGCGUGACAUGGGCAUCAGCACCGUGAUCUCUCUCCUUGGCCAGCUGAGGGAGGAAAUCAGGGAGCUGAAGGGGGAAAACAGGGAGAUGAAGGGGAUGAUAGGAAGGCUGGAGCAAGAGGUCAGGGCCCAAAGGAGAGAGAUGGGGAGACAAGACACACCCCAGACAUCACCCCUUACCAAGCUCCCACUCUCCACCAUGGAGGAGUUUUUGGCAGCAGAGGCCCUGGUCAAGGAAGAUGCCAAACAAAAGCAGCUGAUGGUGUCUACCUUAGCCCUUUGUGGCGGAACUGAUGUAGGGGUCACGGUGAGGCAGAUGCUGCGUAGCCUCCUGGACAACAGCUUGGCCAGCCAGUUCAACUGGGCUGGAAAGGGGGAAAAAACUGCCUUUAAGGACACCAAAAUGCAUGAUGUCCUGUUUGAUGCUCUACAAAAGCAGCUGCCAGGGAGCACGCGCGCCAAUUUCAGUGACGCCGUGAAGAAGUGGCUGAAAUAUGCGCCAGAGAGAGAGGGAGGAAUGAGGAGACGUGAUGUAGGGUGGCAUUUCAUUUUGAAACCAAUAGCCUACUGCUGACUUUCUUUGUCAAUGCUGCAUCAAAUUAAUUUCGGUUAUGUUUUUCUGUUUCCAUGUACAGGUGUCUGCGCC